Molecule: messenger RNA, 2094 nt
Organism: Geosmithia morbida
Lineage: Eukaryota; Fungi; Ascomycota; Sordariomycetes; Hypocreales; Bionectriaceae
Exons: 4
Coding region: 1-2094 (697 amino acids)
Source: RefSeq, a predicted model, not a curated record
AUGUUACACGCCCGAGCCGGUGGGCUGACUAUCAAUUCAGUUUUGCCAAACUCAGCGUACGACCCGACAUCGGCAUUCGUGUCGCCGCCGUACUCUGCUGAUAUCGUCUCAGCCACCACGCCUUCUCCCGUUGCCCAGAAUCAGCCCAAGGACGCCAACCGUCACGAUGACAAAGACUCCGGCGCACCUAGCAGGCCCUACAUACGAAGCCCGUUCGAAGACUGCCGCGAGGCAUUCGCUUUCGGCACCUUCAAGUCUCUGGAGUUCCAGCGACCUAACGAUGGAUUUGUCAACGGCUAUGUCAAAGUUCGGUGGCCUGACAAAACCGGUCAGCGACAGCUGAAGACGGCCCGCAUGGCUGUAUCCAUGAACGCCAGCACUUCCUUCUCCUCCGACACAGUGGUCAUCCCCGUCAACCCAAAUGUCUCGUUCUCACCCGAUGUCGUCAUGUGGGACAAUCCUCCGUCCUCUGCCAACGGAGCCGUGGUCAGCUCCCGCGCAGACACCUCACCUUCAGAUACCCCGCUCCAAUCGCAAACGUCGUCCAGAUUCUCCUUCGUCGAUGGUACCAGCUUCCCAAUGUCGCAGGAGUGGACUCCGGCCUUCCCCUCGGUUCCUCCAUCCCAAGCUGUGCCUGGAUCUAACUCCGCGACCGCCAUGGUGCCAGCCGCCACGCCACGCAUGGUGCCUCCCCAGUUUGGGUUUCAGGCGAAGAUGGAGUCUAAUACAGACAGGAAGUUUUGGGACUUUUACAUUCAAAAUUGGUGCCCGGGGAGAAGUAUUCUUCAAGGAACGAAUCUAUGGUUGAAUGACUUUGCCAAGAUGCACGAGCACGACGGGAUUCGUUGCGCAAUCCAGAGUCUGGCGGGUGUCUAUAUCUAUGACUACGUACCGCAGGCCUCGGUCCGUAAGCGUAUCAACGAACUCUUCAAGGUUGCGGAGGCCCGCAUGACGGCACUUCUCAACGACCCGGAUAUCAUGCAGGACGACAAGGCUAGCGAGCUUAUCACUAUCACGAUCGUUCUCACGGAGCGGAGGCGCCCGAAGCCCCAUUUGCCACGGUGGCUGGAGGGCUUCCUGCGAUGCGAAUUCGCCUUGCAGAUGACGGAUCCGGGGUCGCGGUUUUGGCAACCCAACAACGUGCAACUCACCUCACUGCGUAUAUCACAAUCCAUCAUUGUGGGUCGAGCUGUCAUCUUGGCUCAACCUAUGAUGCCUCUCCCGGAGCCCGGCGAUUUCGAUCCCAGGCGUGAGGCCAAACGAUUCGGCUGGCUGCUGUAUGGCACUGAGAAGGAAAUGUACGAGAUCCACGGAGGCUGUGGCUUCUCGAAACGGCUACUAUACGUCCUGAGCCAAGUGACUUCCUGUGCGUCCCGACUCAUGCAGGAGAGCGAAAGUCCAAUUGCUCCCGUGACGGCCGAGUUCCUUCUCAAGGAGCUAGACGGCAUGCGGCAAUGGAGCAAUGAAUCCCAGUCGUGGGAGAUUGCCAGAGCCAGUUUACAGACGAUAGAAUGGGUGCGAUCCCUGCCAGCAGGUUUCAUCAUCAACAGCUCGAGUAGCAUGACUGAUGUGACUGCCGAGGCUUGGAGGGUGGCGGCCAUCAUAUACCUGCAGUGUCGCGCCAUGAGGUAUGACGACGCCGGAGAUUCCACCACGGCCAACCCGCUCCGGUGGUCUUUGAAAGCCUUGGUACUGGAAGCUGACAGAACAACGACUAGGUUGCCGCGCAACCAUCCCGAAGUCUUGGGCAACUUGCACGACCUCGCUCAAUGCAUCCGUAUCAUGCCGACGUCGGGCUCCCACUUCACUGCGCAGGCGCCACUGUUCCCUGUAUUCCUUCUGGGGCUGCUUGGGACGGACCCGCAACACGUGGCAGUAUCACGGAAUUGGUUCGAGCAGGUGGUCAUCACACCCGUUCGCAGUAGCGUUCCACCUCUCUGGUCAGCACUCCAACGUAUCUGGGAGUGGAUGCCCACAGAAAUCCCGAUUGACUACGCAGACUUGCCCAAGGCCAUUGGCAAGAGAACACCCUGGUGGGAACAUCUCGUGGCGCGCGUACAUGAGAAAGAAGCAGAAACGCUAUGCUUGACAUAG